Messenger RNA from Acanthopagrus latus (yellowfin seabream), 9445 nucleotides. RefSeq names its product polymerase (DNA directed), theta (gene polq). The coding region runs from base 293 to 8632 and encodes 2779 amino acids. Gene Ontology annotation, molecular function: ATP binding; DNA binding; DNA-directed DNA polymerase activity. Lineage: Eukaryota; Metazoa; Chordata; Actinopteri; Spariformes; Sparidae. The transcript has 35 exons. Gene Ontology annotation, biological process: DNA-templated DNA replication; double-strand break repair via alternative nonhomologous end joining. The record is from RefSeq and is a predicted model, not a curated record.
CUUUCGAGAAUUUGUUCCAACGGACUGUUUUUGUGGAGCACCGCGGCGGCGCUCCGGCGGACUUUUUGAUUUCAGUUGUGUUCGUUGUUGCUCAACGGACAGAAAAUGUUUACACUCAGCCACGAAAACAUUUAAAUCAACGGCGACGCUUGUUUUCGCUCCUCCGCUUCCUCAGCUUUGACACACGUUGUUAAAUAUUGUUCAUGAACUCGUGUCAACAGUCAAACUGAUGUCAUGUUAAUCAACGUCCACCUACUCACGAGUUUGUCAGAAACUGUGCGGCUUCUUCAGUAUGAGCGGCUCGGGUCCUCCCCCGAAAAAGAAGAGCUACAUGGGGCAGCACCAGAUCAAGAAGAAGAGAGGCCUCCAAGCUCCUGAUGAGCCACCAGAAGGAGACACCAGCUGUCUGUCGGACAGAACGAACAGAUUAGAGAAGAUCAACAAAGACAGCCCCAUGGGUGGAGGAGCAGUGUUUCCACUGGGUGAAUCCACAUUAGCUCUCGAUGAAGAGAUGCUGCAGGUGUUGGACGCUGUCGAUGUUAUAAAGCCUGCAGCAGAUGAUGCUUUACCUCCAGCAGUAGACAGAUGUGCACAGGAGGAGCCGGCUUCGUCAUCAUCAUCAUCAUCAGCUGCCUUUGCCAGGCCUGUUGCACUGGCUGCAGACAGUAAAAGGGAGAGUGACAGAGCGCUUUGUAAGAGACCGGGAUGGAGAGCUGACUGCAAAGACCUUGCUCAGAGGCUCCUCUUCAGCGAGGACCUGGAGGAAGUGGAGCAUGCUCCGAGGGUUGCAGAAAGCAUUGAAGCAUCACAAGCUUCUGCCUCCAUCGGUGAGCUUAAACAAGAUAAGCCUGUAGGCAGCUCCACCAAGCCGAAAGCUACAUCCAGAGGAAAGAGCAGAGACAAAAGUGGGACAGACAUGAAGCCUGACCCACCACUGGAUGUAUCCAGGGACUACAUCAUGUUCAGCCCCACCCGCCUCGCAGCGGCCAUGAAGAAGGCCAAACUCCAGCAGUCAUUGCAGAAUCAGUCCGCCUCUGUGCUCACGGUCCCCAGCGGCUUAGACAUCAGCACUCUCAAUGACACUUUACCUCAGCCAGGCAUUGCUUUGCAUGCUCCCGCUGGUCAAGCUGAAAAGCUGCUGUUAUCCAGCUGGGGCUUACCAAAACCUGUCCUGGAGCGCUACCAUAAACACAGAGUGACUCACAUGUUUGAGUGGCAGGCUCAGUGCCUCACUGUUGGACAGGUGCUGCAGGGAGGUAACCUGGUAUACUCUGCCCCCACCAGUGCUGGAAAAACUCUGGUGUCGGAGCUGCUGAUGCUGAAGCGUGUGUUGGAGACUAAAAGAAAAGCUCUCUUUAUUCUGCCGUUUGUCUCUGUGGCCAAAGAGAAGAUGCACUACCUUCAGAGCGUAUUCGAAGAGGCAGGCGUUCGUGUGGAGGGAUACAUGGGCAGCACCUCGGCUGCUGGAGGCUUCAAAUCGCUGGAUGUGGCUGUUUGUACCAUAGAAAAAGCCAAUUCUCUCAUUAACAGACUCAUUGAAGAAGACAGCAUGGCUCUACUAGGUAUGGUGGUGGUGGAUGAGUUACAUAUGGUUGGAGAUUCUGGGAGAGGAUACCUGCUAGAGCUGCUCUUAACCAAAGUCCGCUACAUUGCACAGAAGCAAAACACCACUGGGUCUCUCUCUGAGGGUGUACAGAUCAUAGGUAUGAGCGCUACCUUGCCUAACCUCUCCCUCCUGGCUAGCUGGUUAGGCGCAGAGCUCUACCAGACAGACUACAGACCUGUGCCCCUGCACGAGCACCUCAAGGUGGGCUGCAACAUCUACGACAAGAGCCUCUCUGUGGUCCGGCAGUUCACUCCUGCACUCUAUGUUAAGGGUGAUGAUGACCACAUAGUGAGCUUGUGCUAUGAGACGGUGAGAGACGGCUGCUCGGUGUUGCUGUUCUGCCCCUCGAAGAACUGGUGCGAAAAACUAGCAGACAGCAUCGCCAGAGAGUUCUACAACCUCAGACACGCCGAUCGUCAUGGCGAAGCAGAGCCUCAGCCAGUGAGUCUGGAUCAGGAGGGACUAGUGGAGGUUGUAGCCCAGUUGAGACGGACUCCUGCCGGGUUAGACCCCAUCCUCCAGCGGACUGUGCCAUGGGGGGUGGCCUUCCACCAUGCUGGUCUGACGUUUGAUGAGCGAGAUGUGCUGGAAGGGGCCUUUCGUCAGAGCAUGGUCCGAGUCCUGGCUGCUACCUCCACGCUGUCUUCAGGGGUUAAUCUGCCGGCUCGCAGGGUCAUCAUUCGAACCCCCACCUUCAAUGGACACUUGCUGGACGCGCUCACAUACAAACAGAUGGCUGGACGAGCUGGGAGAAAAGGGGUUGACACGACAGGUGAAAGUGUGCUGGUGUGUAAGGAGGCCGAGCGUCAGAAAGGUAUAAGUCUCCUUAAGGGGUCUCUUCAGCCAAUCAGCAGCUGCCUGGUGAGACGGGAGGGAGAGGGCGUCACCACCAGCAUGCUGCGAGCCAUCCUAGAGAUCAUUGUUGGAGGUGUAGCCAGCACGCCGCAGGAUGUGAGGUUGUAUGCAUCGUGCUCACUGCUAGCUGCCAGCAUGAAAUGUGAAAGCAAGAAAGAAUCAAAUGAAGAGACCAACAAAGGAGCUAUUGAGGCCUGUGUUGAAUGGCUGAUGGACAAUGAAUUCAUCAGCAUCCAGAAGGAGGGACAAGAGGAGCAAUACUGUCCGACUCAACUUGGUGCUGCCACCCUUUCCUCCUCCCUCUCCCCUCCCGAGGCUCUGGGAGUAUUUGCAGAUCUCCAGCGGGCCAUGAAGGGCUUUGUCCUGGAGAAUGACUUGCACAUUCUGUAUCUGAUCACCCCGUUGUACGCAGAGUGGACUACGAUAGACUGGUAUCAGUUCUUCUGUCAGUGGGAACAGCUCUCGUCGUCGAUGAAGAGAGUAGCGGAGCUGGUGGGCGUCCAGGAGGGUUUUCUCGCGCGAUCUGUCAGCUGCAAAGUUGUCGCCAAGACAGAGAAGCAGCGUCGACAGAUGGCUAUUCAUAAACGGUUUUUCACCACCCUUGUGCUACAAGAUCUGGUGAAUGAGGUGCCUUUGGGAACAGUGGCGUCCAAAUACAACUGCAGUCGUGGGCAGUUACAGUCUCUCCAGCAGUCUGCUUCUACAUAUGCAGGUAUGGUCACAGUGUUCUGCAAGCGUCUGGGCUGGCACAACAUGGAGCUGCUGUUGUCCCAGUACCAAACCAGGCUGAGCUUUGGAGUCCAGAGGGAGCUGGUCGACCUCGUCAGGGUCUCCCUCCUGAACGCAACACGAGCCAGAACACUGUAUGCGCAAGGUCUCUGUACUGUUGCUGAACUAGCCAGGGCUACUGUAGCUGAUGUGGAGAAAGCCUUGAGGAACGCUGUCCCAUUUAAGAGCUCUAAGCGCGCAGUGGAUGAGAGUGAGGGGGAGGCGGCGGAGAGACGGAGCCUCCGAUGCGUCUGGGUCACCGGUGGUCGGGCCCUGACGGAACAGGAAGCCGCUGUUGAGAUUGUGUCUGAGGCACGACUGCUCCUUCAGGAAGACCUGGCUCAGUUAGGGAUCCAGUGGGACCCGACUACUCUUCCUCCCGAGGCUCCUGCUGCGAACAGCGCCGAUGACAAUCACAGCAGCGACUUGGACACCUCAUUGGAAUCACAUCUCAGCUCUCAGAAAGCGCAGGUGGACAGGAUUAAAGAUCACCAAGAAAAAGACAGGGUCAAGAGAGGUGAGAGUGGUGAUAUCGUCAGACGUGGAAAGGAGAAUAAGGAACAUGAGAAAGCAAGAGGAGAAGACAACAAGAGAAAGCAAGGGAAGUGCAAGCCUAAGGAAAAGAUAGGGGAUAGAAAAACAGAAGAGAGCAGAGGGGAAGACAGGACAGAAAUCAGACAAACAGUCAAUGAAGUGCUAGAGGAAAGAAGCAAGGAAACAAAAAAAGCUGGUACAAAUAAGAAAAUGGCAAAAGAUACAGAAGUUCUAAGUGAAAAAAGAGAAGCACAAAAGCACAUAAGCUCAAAGCAAGAAGAGGAGACGAGUAAAGGGAUCGGCUCCAUCAGACCAGAGAGUCAUCAAGGGAAUUGCUCUGUUCCUGAACGGAGCCUGACACAGGAAUUGGCUGAGAUUGUAUCCAGCCCUCUACCUCCUCCGAUGCCACGUCCUCUGCCUCCUUCUUCCCCAGUGCCUCCCCCUCGGUUUAGAGCUCCGACAUCCAGAGUAGAGGAACAGCACGGUGUCUCUACACGGACAUCGAAAGCAGAUGUUACCCCAGGGCUUGCAGCUUCACCUGUGCAUCCCGGUAGACUGAAACACUCGAGAGCUUUAAGCAAAGUCCUCCAUUCGAUACAGACUGACAAAGGCCGACAAGAUAAUGUACAGAUUGCACACACACCACAUUCAAAACCCAGAGCAGUUCCAUCAGACCAAAGUCCAGCUGCUGACCGGGUGCCUUCAACUGUUCAAACUCCUGGCCCUGCACAAGAAAGCCUUCCUGGUGUUCCUGCAGCUACAAAUGCACAUAUGCUGGACUCCCCUGUGUCUGUUUCUCCUACCUCAGUUCCCUUAAACCCUCCUGAGGCCAAGCGAAGACGAAUGGACAGUGGAGAGGUCGAUAAGUUCUCAUCUCCUGAGCUGUACGCUGGAGACGAAGAAGCAGAGAGAGAUCCCAAAAAAGGAGAGGAGACUUUUGGUGACAGCUUUGAACUGGACACUCAGACAGAAAGAAUCAUUGUUCAACAGACAUCUGCACACAGUGAUGGGAAUGACAGAGGUAUGAAUCAGUUGGCAGAAACAGAAAACAUUAGAGAGGAGGAAAUACUAAAAGCGGCUGUCGAGCUGGACAAUGACGCAAAUGAGGGAAGCAGCAGGCCUGAAGGUCCUGACAAUGUGUGUCCCAGAUUCAAUAUUUCUCUCACAGAUAGUCAGAUGGAGCUCAUCCUUAACACCAGCCACCAGAUUUUUCCUGAUCCAGUUGGUUAUAAUGUAGUGGAUGACAAAGACAAAGGUGGCGAUGAGAACGAGGCCCUCGGUGCUGACGAGGCUGCCUCUGAGAGUGUGAACAGAAGCAGCAGCUUCCUGUUUGACAGCCUGUGUGACAGCUCUCUGCUGGCUGGUCUGAGCCCGCGCCAGAUCCCCGACCAAUCAGACGAAGAGGAAUCGGUCACCCGGGAGAUUGGAGAGAAGCGCCCUCUCCCGUCAACCCAGGAGCGAAGACGCAGCGAGCUUCUCGCCAAUCAGGAGGCGGAGUGGCAGGAGGCGAUCCAAUGGGGAGAGUCCUCUUUCAACCUGUCAGAGUGGGGCGACUCGCUGCUGGUGGGUGAACACUUUCUGGAGAGGCAGAGUAGAGGCAGGGAAGCCAGUCUUCAUGAAGCUCUGCAAACCGACACAGAUCAGGUUCUGCCUGAGGAGCAGCUGUCCCAGUCCCAAGCUAAAUCUGGUGGAACACAGCCACAACCCACCACCACAACUACUACCACGACUCAAAAAGAUAAUGACGAGGAUAAAUCCAUGAUUAACCGAGGCAAUAAACAUGAAAUUAAAGCGAAUAAUAAUGCCCAAAAUGACAGUCAGCCAGAUGGAAUACAGGAAACAAAGAAUGAAAAAUGUGAAAAUAGAAAGCAAGAGGAGAAAAAAAUAAUUAAAAUAUCAGAUAAUGUCUUUUUAAAACACCCACAAGUCCAAGAUGUACCUGAAAGCACUUUUUCCUGCAGCCCUGGCUUACAAGAGAUCUUUGACCGCUGGCCUAGUAUGUCUGACCAGACCUGGCAAAACACCACAACAGGCCACACAACCAAUCAUACGCAUGCUGCAAAUACAGCACAAGUUUCAGAUCUACCUCAGUCCUCAAUACAGACAAGAAUAAGGGCAAAGCCAAAUGAGCAGGUGGCUGCUGCUGAGAGUGAUCCUCCAGAGGAACAACCGUCAAGACACAACAGUGAGGAUGUAGCGGAGAGACCAGGCUCUGCUGGUGAUCUCAUUCCCCCAACUCAAGAGACGCCACCUGUCACUCCCAGAGUGAAACUGACCACCUCAUCUGUCCACUCGCCUCUUACUGUUCAGCCACUAAGCCAGUCGACUCCUUCAACCCUUCUGAGACAGAAACCAGCAGUCACAAACUGUUCUAACUCUCGCCCAGGACGCAGUGAUCAUCUAUCAAAAACUGACAGUAAACAGCCUAAUUCUUCAUCUGAUCACAGCCACAAACAGCAUCAGGGGCCGAUCCCAGAGACUCAUCCUGUCUCUCAGUCAAGUUCAAAAACAAAGCCCCAGUAUCUCAGGCCUCCCCAAGACCCUGCCUCUCCAUCCUCCCCCCGGCAGGAGCCUCCCUCUGAUGUAGAAUCACCCGUGACUGAUGAAGGCUUCACUCUGCAGCUGUCUCAGGACGCAUCACUCUGUUCCAGCAACUCUGGGAGCUUCUCCAUCAUAGAUGUUGCGAGUGACAGGUGCCUCUUCAACACUUUCAUUAAUGAGUGGAAAACAAAGGAGCGUUACUCUCUGGCUUUAGCCUGUGAGAAGAGGGAGCCCAGACACAUGGCUGAGGAGGAAAUAGGAGGGAAACAUAAGAGAGCGUCAGCACUUCAUCAAAAGCUCCAGAGGGUCAACGGUUUUCCAGUAAGAGACAGUGAUGGACUGGUUUUAAUUGGACUGUCUGUCUGCUGGGGAGCCAGAGAUGCAUACUACGUGUCUCUGCAGCAGGAGCAGGGCGAAGGUUUGAGCGCCAGUCUGGCCCCUCCUCCACUGGAUGAGGAUUUGCCAGUGAGUGAGAGGCUGACGCAGGUGAAGACCUGUCUGAGCAGGCCAUCAGCGGGUCAUAGAAGAGGUGUGGUCGUCAUGUAUGACAUCAUCCAGGUGUACAAGAGGCUAGUCCUGGGCUGUGGCGUCAGCUUGGAGGGAAACUGUGAGGAUCCAAAGGUUGCGUGCUGGCUGCUGGACCCCGGCAGCGAGGAGAGGACUCUGCCCAACAUGGUGACCGUCUAUUGCCCUGACGAAUUACCUCUGCUGGACGGGCUUGGAAACGUGCACGCGCACUGUCCUCGCGUCAGGGCAGCAACCAAGAGUGUGCUUAUACUCGCUGUCAUGAACCAUCUCACAGGCCUGCUGGAGAAAGACGGCAUGCUCGACAUGUUCAGGAGCACUGAGAUGCCUUCCCAGGUGUGUUUGGCUCUGUUGGAGCUCAAUGGAGUGGGCUUCAGUGUGGAAGAAUGCGAACGACAAAAACACGUGAUGCAAGCCAAACUCACAGCGCUGGAAUCUCAGGCCUACGACCUCGCAGGACAUGGCUUCUCCCUCACCAGCGUCGACGACAUAGCGCAGGUGCUGUUUUUAGAGCUCCACCUGCCUCCAAAUGGCGAUGUCGGUGGAUCGAAAAGUAAGAAGACUCUCGGCUACACUAGGAGAGGCGGUGGCAGAGUGCGACUUGGAAAGCAGUUCAGCACCACCAAGGAUGUGCUGGAGAAGCUCCGCCCCCUGCACCCGCUGCCAGGUGUGAUUCUGGAGUGGAGGAGGAUUACUAACGCAUUGACUAAAGUGGUGUUCCCCCUGCAGAGAGAGAAGAAAUACCACACUGCACUGAGCAUGGACAGAAUAUACCCCAUCGCUCAGACACACACAGCCACAGGCAGAGUGAGCUUCACUGAGCCCAACAUACAGAACGUCCCCAAAGACUUUGAGAUUCAGAUGCCCACGGUGGUGGGUGAGAGUCCACCUUCACAGGACAGCCUGAUGACCACCAAGCCGGGAAAGGGGAGGCGUUCUGUGGUGCCUUCAGUGGCGGCAGGCAGUGCAGAAGGAGGCCAGGGCUUCUCUGUCAGCAUGAGACACGCCUUUGUACCUUUUUCAGGUGGGAUGAUACUGGCUGCGGAUUACUCUCAGCUCGAGCUGAGAGUGUUGGCUCACCUCUCCAAGGAUCAGCGCCUUUUGCAGGUGCUGAACGGAGGAGCGGACGUGUUCCGCUGCAUCGCUGCCGAGUGGAAAAGUGUCGACUCAGAGUCCGUGAACGACGGCCUCAGACAACAGGCAAAACAGAUUUGCUAUGGCAUCAUCUAUGGGAUGGGAGCCAAGUCUUUGGGGGAGCAAAUGGGGGUGGAGGAGAAUGACGCCGCCUGCUAUAUAGAGAGUUUCAAGGCCAGAUACAAAGGGAUUAAUGCUUUCCUCAGAGAAACUGUGAAGAACUGUAUAAAGAACGGUUAUGUUCAGACACUGAUGGGCCGCAGGAGAUACCUACCUGGGAUCACUAACAGCAACACGCACGUCAAAGCACAUGCAGAGCGUCAGGCGGUGAACACAACCGUGCAGGGUUCGGCGGCGGACAUUGUUAAACUUGCUACUGUGAACAUCCAGAAAAGACUACGAAAAACGUAUCCUGCAGCUCCUCUCUCUCACCAGCACACACACUCAGCCGGCAAUCAACGCAGGGCUGGGACGCCUCGACUCAGAGGAGCCUACUUUGUCCUUCAGCUGCACGAUGAGCUCAUUUAUGAAACAACAGAAGAAGACCUCAUACAGGUGGCUCAGAUAGUCAAGAGGGAGAUGGAGUCAGCAGUAAAACUGUAUGUGAAGCUUAAGGCCAAAGUCAAGGUGGGACCCAGCUGGGGCAACUUGCAGGACCUCGAUAUAUAAUGUGACUGUUUGGAUGAAAUGAAACACCAUGAACCUAUUCAGUAAAAUAUAUUUACAUACUGUCAUUUGUACUUAAGAUCAAUAUAUUUUUUAAUCACGACAUGAAAUGUAAGAUAACUCAGAGCUCUAAAUGAACUGUUGAAUGUAUUUAUUCUAUUUUCUGGUGUACAGUGUCAGAAAUUUGUCAUGAGAUUUUAUGCAAGAUGAUAUUCUGUUACAUAUUAACUUGAAAAGUUUGUUUUUCUCUAUUUAGAAAGAAAAUUAAUUUCAUUGUCAAUUACUGGUGGAUUUUUUUUCAAUUAACAAUUAACGCUAUUUAACCUAAAAAAAUAACAAAAUUGAAAAAAUGUCCAACCACAACUUCAAAAUCCUGAAGGUUAUGAGUGCAAAUGUCUUAUGUCUUUUAUGUCACAAAAACCCCAAAACCUGAAGAUUCUCAGUUUACAAUGAUGACAUACGAAAAGCAGCAAAUCCUCUCAUGCAAGAAGGAACUGGACAAUGUUUCAUAUUUUUUCCGCAAUGUUUUCUUUAAAAAAUGACAAACACGCUGUGAUGCACUUAAAUAAAGAGAGACAUGAAGCAGCUUCAGUCUAGAGGACAUCCUGAAAUCUCACAUUUUAUUGGACCAUUGGUUGAUUGGUUGUCUGUCACAAGAGCAUACAUAAUUAUCAUUGUCAGUCAUUAACACUGUUUUGUUUUACACUUAUGACAUUCACUGCACUAAAAGUGUUGUCAAUAUGAUAGACAUUUUCUGUGCCAAGUGAAACUAACCACCGCUGGUUAUGGGGAGAAAAAUAAAUGUCAUCCAGGGAG